AUGAACGGCCCUCUGUACAAGCAAGCUAACAGCAAUGUCGUACUCGUUCGGCGCGUCAAGAGGAAAAACGAGGGCCCAAUGAAGCAGCUUACUCGCUGGUUCGUUAACAACCAGAUUGGAUUCUCCUUCAACCUCCUCGCGCUCCUCUUCCUCGCCCACGGCAUGCCCCGCGCCCGCGAUUACACGGCCAAAUACUUCAACCUCUCCUACUUCAACCCGAGCACGGGGAAAUACGGCUUGGGUUGGUAUGAUGGCCACCUGAUUCUCUUCUGCAUCGUCCUGCUCACGGGCCUGCGCGCCGCCACCAUGGAAUACAUCCUUGCGCCGUUCGCCAAAUCCCAGGGCCUGUCCAAGAGGAAGGAUAUCACCCGGUUCAGCGAGCAGGCUUGGAUGUCGGUUUACUAUGCGAUUUUCUGGCCCUUUGGACUGUACAUUUACUACCAAUCGCCUGCAUACCUCAACUUACACGAGCUGUGGACCGGCUGGCCCGACCGGGAGCUGACGGGGCUGAUGAAGGGAUACAUGUUGGCGCAGCUGGGCUUCUGGCUACAACAGAUCAUUGUCAUCAACAUCGAAGAGCGCCGGAAAGACCACUGGCAGAUGUUCACCCACCACAUCAUCACGAGCGUGCUCAUCUACACCUCGUACCGCUACGGCCACACGCGCGUGGGCAACCUGAUUCUAGUUCUCAUGGACGUGUCCGACCUGGCUCUCGGGAUCGCCAAGUGCCUGAAGUACCUCGGCUACCACACCAUCUGCGACGUCAUGUUCGGCGUGUUCAUGACCUCGUGGCUCGUCGCCCGCCACUUCCUAUACCUCGCCGUGUGCUACUCCGUGUGGGCGCACACCCCGGUGAUCAUGCCAACCGGCUGCUUCCGCGGCCCACGCGACAACCUCACGGGCCCCUUCGACCCGCCCACCGAUAAGGGCUUCAGCUACCUGCUCGAGCCGCUGUGGGACUCGGAAGGCACAUUCUGCUACAACGAGACGGUCAAAUGGUCCUUCCUGUCCAUGUUGCUGUUCCUGCAGUGCCUGACGAUCAUGUGGUUCGCCAUGAUCAUUCGCGUCGCGGUGAAGGUGCUCAAGGGCGCGCCGGCCGAGGACGUGCGGAGCGACGACGAAGGGGACGCUGAGGAAGAGGUGGAGGGCGAGGUGGACGAGGAGUUUGACUAUGAGGAGGCGCUCGAGGAGGAGGUGGGCGUCGAGGAGAUCGAUCUCAAGAACUGGGAGCGCAGGACUGGUGUUAAGAGGCAGUCACCGACAACUACGGGUGUCAGCCUGCCCGGGCACAGUGAUCGUAAGGAGCUACUGGGGCGGAUUGGGUGUGAGAAGCAGGUGGACUAA
This is a messenger RNA of Dichotomopilus funicola, 1344 nucleotides long. RefSeq names its product TLC domain-containing protein. NCBI's taxonomy places the organism in Eukaryota, Fungi, Ascomycota, Sordariomycetes, Sordariales, Chaetomiaceae. Gene Ontology annotation, cellular component: membrane. The transcript has 4 exons. Gene Ontology annotation, molecular function: sphingosine N-acyltransferase activity. Gene Ontology annotation, biological process: ceramide biosynthetic process. The coding region runs from base 1 to 1344 and encodes 447 amino acids. The record is from RefSeq and is a predicted model, not a curated record.